AUGGAAUCAGAGGAUGGUGAAAUUGCAUUGUGUGUGGAUGACGGAGGGGUCGGGCCGCGUCUCCUUGGGCUCGGCUUUUCUCAUGGGUCCCAGAAUCUAGUGUCGAAUGGUGGAAUGAGAACUCCAAUUCUUCCCAAAUGCCUCCAAGACAAUCCCCCUUCUAACCACAGCUCUCGUCACAGAGCGUAUUCUACCUCUCCCGAAAAUUGUUCGACAAGCACUCAUCUCCCGAUACUGCCCUGUCAACCUCCAAACCGCCGUCAGCUCAACCCUACAAAUAGGGAGUGCCUGACUCGGUUGUAUCUUGGAUCUCGGCGUACGCAGCCAGAGUUGCCUUCCCCAAACUUCACGUUACGCAACUUCAACCUCCACCUUGAUCAGAUGCUCGAAGUCAAUCCGCCAGCUCUAUUCUACGCUGGUGCCAUGGGUGAAGCUCUGGCCAUUAUCCACUGGGCCGCUCACGUUGACGGUUUUGACAUCGAAUUUGUUCUCGGCAGUGAGGGCGAUUCAGGCACAAGCUACACCAAGGACAUCUUUCUUUCCCUCGACCUGACUCCAGAUCAAAUUUCUUGCAUCUGUUCUAGCAAGGAUCUAGAUGCUGCGAUAAGAAUCAACUUCGAGCACCGCACCACACGUAUGUGGGUCCUUGACUUCAACCUGUGUCAUAUCUGGAACGAAGAAAUUGCCUGGGAGAACCCAGUUGGGUUCAUCUCUCACCUUGUGUACACGUGUGAGGACACGAGUACAUAA
This is a messenger RNA of Penicillium cinerascens, 750 nucleotides long. Its product is annotated as zinc finger protein-domain-containing protein. The transcript has 2 exons. The record is from RefSeq and is a predicted model, not a curated record. Lineage: Eukaryota; Fungi; Ascomycota; Eurotiomycetes; Eurotiales; Aspergillaceae. The coding region runs from base 1 to 750 and encodes 249 amino acids.